Messenger RNA from Myxocyprinus asiaticus (Chinese sucker), 3262 nucleotides. Its product is annotated as ATP-dependent RNA helicase DHX58-like. NCBI's taxonomy places the organism in Eukaryota, Metazoa, Chordata, Actinopteri, Cypriniformes, Catostomidae. Gene Ontology annotation, molecular function: hydrolase activity; ATP binding; zinc ion binding. Gene Ontology annotation, biological process: positive regulation of interferon-beta production; innate immune response; response to virus. The record is from RefSeq and is a predicted model, not a curated record. Gene Ontology annotation, cellular component: cytoplasm. Bases 94 to 2139 code for a protein of 681 amino acids. The transcript has 12 exons.
GGCUGAUAAAGCAAAGGUUUUAAAGAGCAGCUGAAGGUUUUCCCCUCUCUAAAGUUAACCAGACCUCUUACCACUACAGUGGCAACAGCGGAGAUGGAGAUCAAUCUCAGACCGUACCAGGAAGAGGUGGUGCAGACAGCACUGAGAGGAGAGAACAGCAUCAUCUGGCUACCCACCGGUGGAGGAAAAACCAGAGCAGCAGUAUACGUCACUAAGAAACACCUGGAGACCAAAACCAAUGGCAAAGUGGCAGUGCUUGUCAACAAGGUGCACCUGGUAGACCAGCAUUAUGAAAAAGAAUUCAGGCCUUACCUUGGAAAAGAAUGCAGGAUAGUGGCCAUCAGUGGAGAUAGUGAUGAGAAAGACUUCUUUGGAAAUGUGGUCAGGAACUCAGACCUGGUCAUCUGCACUGCUCAGAUCUUGGAGAACUCCCUGACAAACAUGGAGGAGGACAAACACGUGGAGCUCACAGACUUUACCCUGCUGGUCAUAGACGAGUGUCACCACACACACAAAGACAAUGUUUAUAACAAGAUUAUGAGUCGCUAUGUGGAAAUUAAAUUGAAAAAGGAAAGGAAUCUGCCACAGGUUUUGGGCCUCACGGCAUCACCUGGGACCGGAGGAAAUAGGAAUCUGGAUAAAGCGGUUGAACAUGUCCUACAGAUCUGUGCCAAUCUGGAUUCUGCAAUUAUGUCCACCAAGAAUUAUAUACCAGUGCUGCAAAGAGUUGUCCCCAGACCCAAAAAGAAAUAUGACAUUGUUGAAAAAAGAUUUAAGGAUCCAUUUGGGGAUCACCUGAAGUUGAUGAUGUCAAUGAUUCACAAGUUCAUGCCGUCAGAGGUGAGUUCAAGCCUGCGAGAGGUGGGCACACAGGAAUAUGAAGCUGACGUGGUGGAACUGGAAAAAAAAGGUGUACAGAAGGAGAACAGAUUGAUCGCUCAGUGUGCUCUGCACCUGCGGCAAUACAAUGACGCUCUUCUCAUCAAUGACACUGUUCGCAUGGUGGACGCGUUCCGGGUUCUAAGCGAGUUCUACAAUUCAAGGAAAGACAAAUUGCUGGAUGGAACUGAUUUCUUUCUCCAGGGGCUUUUUGAAGAGAACCGUGUAGAGUUAUGGCAGCUGGCAUCGAAUGAUGACUACGAAAACCCCAAACUGGCCCAGUUGCAGCAGACGCUGGUAGAACAGUUUAAGGACCAAGACUCUCGUGGUAUCAUCUUCGCAAAGACACGCAGGGGCACCCACUGUCUGUAUGACUGGGUGAACUCCAAUUCUGAGCUACGUAGAGUCAAUAUACAUGCUGGCAUUCUCACUGGAGCGGGCACUGGUGCAAACCACAUGACCCAGAGAGGACAGAAGGACACUAUUAAAACAUUUAGAGAUGGAGCCCUGAACCUCCUUAUCUCCACCAGUGUAGCUGAGGAAGGCCUUGACAUUCCAGAAUGCAAUGUGGUUGUACGUUACGGCCUGUUGACCAAUGAAAUUGCUCAGCAGCAGGCCAGUGGGCGGGCUCGAGCUCAGAACAGUGUCUACUCAGUGGUGGCUCAAGAAGGUGGCCGUGAGCUACGCAGGGAACUCACCAAUGAAUAUCUAGAAAGCCUGACCGCAAAAGCAAUUGACUUAGUGCAGAGCAUGACUCCCAGGGAGUUCCAACGGAAGAUAUCAGAGCUUCAACAAAUGGCUGUUAUGAUUCGGAUCCAGGCUGAGAAGAACAGGGAAGAGAGAAAACAGCGCUACAAUCCAGCUCAGGUGAAGCUUCAGUGCAGAGGGUGCUUCACUCCCGUCGGCUGUGGAGCAGAUAUAAGACACAUAGAGAAUUCACACCAUGUUAACAUCAAUCCUGAUUUUGAGAGGUAUUAUAAAGCAGGUGGGCCGGUAUUUCUGGAAAGGAGUUUUGAAGAUUGGGAGCCUGGACGUGUUAUCGGCUGCAGUAAGUGUGGAAAGGACUGGGGAAUGGAGAUUAAAUUCAAGAAAGUGGCAAUACUGCCCUGUUUGAAAAUAAAGAGCUUUUCCUUGAACACUCCUCAGGGUAAAUUCACACACAAGCAGUGGAAAGACGUUGAGUUCCAAGUCAGCGAUUUUGACUUAACUGAGUACAUGACUAGCCAUUUCCCUGAUCUGGACUUAGAGAAUGAUGACUGACAGGCCAGCAAUUACUCAGUCGAAGUACUAAUGAAAUUAAUGACAGCUAUUGUGACAGCUUUUCUGUGUGCAAUAGGCAUUUCUAUGGCAGAGGUUUUUAAUAUAAACUGCAAAAGUAGUUACAAAUUCUAGUAGUCACUUUCUUACACAUAAGAAUCAGUUUUGUUUGUAUGUGUGUAUGCGUGCAUGUGGGUUUAUUUAGAUAUACAGUAGUUUGGGGCCAAAAUUGUCCCUAAAAGUGAGUUAAAUCUGACAAUGCUUUCCUUUGGGGACAUCAGGGUCAUCCUCACUGCCCAAUUCAUAAAUGCACCAAAAUAAUGUUUAUUAUUAUUAUUAUUAUUAAAAAUGCAAAAGGCUUGGGUAAGGUUUUUUUAGGGUCAGUCUGUAGUCAUUAUAAUUAGCGUUAUUUUUAAUAAAUAAAAUAAACUGAAUAAUAUUUUUUUAUUAGAGCAAACAGUAAUGCAUUGCAUGGACAUGAUGAGUAUUAUAUUCAAAACACUUUGUUUUCACAUGAGUAGUGUGCCAUUGUCUCCAGGCAAGAAACACAUUAGUUUUGGCUGUAAAUUUGUUUUUUUAAAACAAUUUGGGAUUAUCAUUGGAACUGACUUUUUGCUUUUUAAACAUUUACUGUAUGAAAGCAAUAGUUCACUUAAAAAUGAAAAUUCACCUAAAAAUAUAUUUUAAAACAACAGAAGUCUAAUGAAUGUUUUCAUUUAGAUGGUUAAGUAAACAUGUGCAUGUAUGUAUGUAAUUUGUAUUUAUCUUCAUCAUGCUUACUGGUAUAUUUAUCUCUGGGAUCAGGAUUGUGUUGCACUCUGAUUAUUAGCUAUUGUUUACAUUACUAUUUAAUGUGUCUCAUUAAAAUGCAUGUGGUUAACUUAUGACAGUGGAACACUGGUUCGCUUAGACCAUCAAUUUCUUAUUCUUAUUCAGUUAUAAAUUCAGUCUUAAACACUGUUCAGGUUUAUUUGUGUCGUAAAGCAAGUUUGCUUAUCAGAAAAUGUGUAAAAUAUGGGUCACGGGUUUUUCAGGUGCAUUUUUAUAGUUAAUAUGAUGUAUUUUGUAUGUCCGUAUUAUACACAUCUGUAAAAUGAUAUCAAAUAAAAAAAACUAUGCACUUUAA